AUGGCUACCGUGGCUCAUCUGGCGCCUCUCGUUCCCCGCAGCCAUCGCACCAUCAGCACCGCGCGAAACGUCAUCGCGUGCCUUCUCCUCGUAAACAGCGUCAUCGCCAUUCUCUUCUUCAACCUCCUUCCUCAAAUCCCCAUGCGGUCUGACUUGAGAACAGACGAACUCUCCUUUCUCGCUUCGGGAAACGAGAUUAAUGAAUCGAAUUCCUUGGAUUUCUCAGAGGGAGGACGCGUGCCGAGCGAGGUAGAGGAGGAAAGUGGUGGAUCGGCAUUCCCUGAGGCAGAAGCAGUUGACGCAUUCAUGAACCCGCAGCUCUUCUCUCUGGAAGAGCUCGCACGCCGCGAGGUGCUUACGACAGCUCGCAGCGACAUGCUGCGACGCAUCGACGACGAGUUGCGACGCGACGACUCGGGAAAAACGUGCUCGCAGAAGGUCGCGUUUGUCGCAUGGGCUGACGGAAACCGUGCGACUCUAGUCAGAGGGAAUACCUCCAUUGCUUGCGAAGCAGACCCGCUGAUGGCGAAUGAGACUCGUUCAGUCUCUGUAGCGCCGGUGGAUCUGCCUGCAAGGCGUGAGUUUCUCUUAGAGGUUCGCGCCGCUAUUGCCGCCAUGACCAAUGUGAACCAAUCCGAGCUUGACGCGCUUCAGAUGAAGCUUCUAGACUUCGAAAAGCAGCAGAAGCAGCGAGAAUCGAAUGCAUUUUUCGAUGCAUGGCGUCGCGCAAACCCCCAGGUGACAUGGCCGCCCCGGAAUGCGUUCUCCUCUGGCCUCGCGAAAAGGAAUGAGCUGCCUCCUCGCCAUCCGCGGAAACCAAGCCGGGACGUGCGGAAGCUGUUCCGACGGAGUGACGAUUCCGCAGCCAAUGCGCGAAGAGCAGAGGAUGCUAAAGCGUGGAGCAAGGCGCGGCUUGGGGACGAUCAGAUUGUGAUGGUGCUGUUGGUGCACAACCGGCCCGCGUAUCUCAGACGGACUCUCGCAGCCAUGCGACGCGUGGAAGGCAUUCGAGAUGUGCUGCUCAUUGUAAGCCAUGAUGGGUACUACCCCGAGAUGGACGCCAUGGUGAGGGCUAUUGACUUCUGCCCCGUGAAGCAGAUCUACUUCCCCUUCUCCCCUCACCUCUUCAACGGCACCUUCCCUGCAGCCUCCCCUGACGACUGCCAAGGCCGGCUGCCUAGGAGUGAGGCCGCCUGGGGGGAAGAAGAAGGUGACGAAGGGGAUGGUGGAGGAGGAGGAGAGGGACCGGAGGAAGGGAAGGAGUGGGUUGGCAAUUGCAGUGGACAGGUGGAUCAGUUUGGAAGGUUCAGAAACCCUCGGAUAAUAUCUCUCAAGCACCACUGGUGGUGGGCGAUGAACGCGGUGUGGGGGGGCGUGGAGGAGACGCGGGGGUAUGGAGGGCACGUGGUGUGGGUGGAGGAGGACCAUCUGCUCUUCCCCAACGCCCUGCGCCACCUGCGCGCGCUCCUCCACGCCAAGCACGCGCGCUGCCCCCACUGCAUCGCCGCCAACCUCGCGCCCUCCGAUGUGCAUGAGUGGCAGGACAGUGGGCCGCGGUCGUUCUCUGUGGAGACCAUGGGGAACAUCGGGCUGCUCGACCUGUUUAACGGCAGGAAGGAAUGCGAAGCCCAAUCAUUCUUCGACACGUGGCGUCGCAUGAACCCGCACGAGCCGUGGCCGCCUUCCUCGCCUCUCUCUCGGCGGCUCGAGGAGUGGAAUCACCGGCCGGCGAGAGCGCCCGUGGCGGCGGGAAACGCGGAGAAGAGCGGCGGCGGGAUGGGGCUGCUGGCGAAUCUUCGUGCGCAAGUGCGGCGACGCGCGAGAGGGAAGCGCGCUAGCAAUAUCACUGCUACUACUGGUAGCAGUAGUGAUAGCAGUACUAAUGUAACCGGAUCGCGAGGCCCGUGGAAGAAACGGUUGAGCGACUCGGAUGUGGUGAUAGUGCUGCUGGUGCACAACCGGCCGGCGUACCUGCGACGCACGCUGGAGGCGCUGAGCAAGGUGGAAGGCAUUCAAGACACGCUGCUCAUCGUCAGCCACGACGGGUACUACCCCGAGAUGCACGCGCUGGUGCGCGGAAUCACGUUCUGCGCCGUCAAGCAGCUCUACUUCCCGCUCUCCCCGCACCUCUUCAACGCCUCCUUCCCCGCCGCCUCCCCCGCCGACUGUCAGGGGAGCGCGCACGACACCACGGGAGGGGGAGAAUGCACGGGGCAAGCGGACCAAUACGGGACGUUCAGGGAUCCGCGGAGGCUGUCUCUUAAGCACCACUGGUGGUGGGCGAUGAACGCGGUGUGGGGGGGCGUGGAGGAGACGCGGGGGUAUGGAGGGCACGUGGUGUGGGUGGAGGAGGACCAUCUGCUCUUCCCCAACGCCCUGCGCCACCUGCGCGCGCUCCUCCACGCCAAGCACGCGCGCUGCCCCCACUGCAUCGCCGCCAACCUCGCGCCCUCGGACGUGGACUCGAUACAGGACGACGAGCCGGAGGUGUUUUCAGCGGAGCGCAUGGGCAAUGUGGGGUACGCGUUCAAUCGUAGCGUGUGGGAGCUCAUUCACGCGCAGGCCAAGCCGUUCUGCCUGUACGACGACUACAACUGGGACCUGACCCUCUGGUCGUCCGUGCUGCGCCGCCUGCCCUCCUCCUGGUCGCUGCGCUGGUCCCGUGCUAGCGCCCACCACGUGGGUUCGUGUGGGCUGCACUCAGGGCAGGGGGACUCGCAGGGCAAGAGUAACACUAGUGCAGCUGCUGCUGUGAAGGGGAGUGGUGGGGGAGGGAGUGAGACGGAUGGGGAGGAGGGGAAGGAGGGGAAGAGUGUGGGGUGUAGUACAGGAGAGGAUGGGAUAGAGAAGGUGCAGUUGCUGGAUGAGGACCAUUGGAUGAUGGUGAAUGCCUCGGCUCCUGUCGUGGAACGAGAUGAGGAGAAGCGGUGGACGAUGUUCCAGGGAUGGGUGUGCCUGGACGGGUCCGCGCCAGGGUUCUACUACCGCCGAGGCCAUGGCAGCGGCGCUAACAAAUGGCUCCUCAACUUCCGGUCGGGCGCAUGGUGCAUGACCCCGUGGGACUGCUACAACCGCAGCUCGUCGCUGUGGGGCAGCUCCAACCACUUCCCUGACGUGCUGCCCACACCCGGCAUUCUCAGCGCGCAGAGCGACGUCAACCCCGAUCUGUACGACUGGAAUCUGGUCAUUUUCCCGUACUGCGAUGGCGCAUCCUUCUCUGGUGACAGGCACGAACCGCUGGUCUUUGAGGGAGUACCGCUCUUCUCGCGCGGGCGGCGCAUCCUCGACUUCUUGCUCGCACACCUCACAGCAAGAUUCCACAUGGGCACAGCACAGCGGGUGCUUAUAUCGGGGUGUUCAGCGGGUGCACUGGUGGUGUACCUACACUGCGACUACAUCCGCCACGCACACAUGCCCCCAUCCGCAUCCGUUCAGUGCCUUGCAGACUCGGGCCUCUUCCUUGACAUUCCAGACAUCAGUGGCGGCAGGGCGGCUCAAACGCUCUUCCGAUCUGUGCUCACCAUCCAUAAUGUGACUGGCAGUCUUCCCGCUUCCUGCGUCUCCUCUCGUCCACCUGAAGACCAUUAUCAGUGUUUCAUGUCAGCACAGCUACUGCCCCUCCUCAAGACGCCCACCUUUAUCAUCAACAGCAACUACGACCUCUGGUUGCUGCGGCAUGCGCUGGCCCCACCAGAGGCGGACCCGUCUGGCGAGCUCAUUGCCAGCUGCUUGAGGAAGCUGCACACGUGCAACCAAUCACAGCUCGCCACCUUGCAAGGAGUGCGGGACACAGUCACAGCAAAUGUGGCACCCCUCCUGCCACCCACGGCAGCCGCCGGGGGAGGGGAGCAGUUGGGUGUGCAGCAGCAGCACGGGGUGUUUCUGUUCUCCUGCCUCACCCACUGCACGAGCCACUACGAGGACCACUGGCUGCGACUCACCGUGCUCAACCAGACGCUGAUGCAUGCUGUGGGCAAGUGGCUGCGAACUGUGGACGCUACCACAGAUGCACAGAGCACCAGCACCACGCACGGUGGCGUAGAUGGGUUUGAGGCGGUGCUGAUAGACUGCCCGUACCCGUGCAACUCAUGCAACGUGCGGGCACCGCCUCCCAUGCCACCCACAGCACAAAAGCAGGUGGAAGCAAGUCAAGGGCAGGAGGGGCCCAGGCAAGGGCAGGCAGGGGUAGCAGAAAAGCAGGCUGUUCAAGGGCAAGCAUUGCAAGCGCAGGUCAACACAGGUGCUGCUCAGGGGCAGGUCAAGACAGAUGCCCCACCAGGGCAGGUGGGAGCACAGGCAGGGCAGGUGCAGGUGACAGAGGUGGUGCAGAGGGAUGGGGGUGUGCAGGUGACAGAGGUGGUGCAGAGGGAUGGGGGUGUGCAGGUGACGACAGCGCAGGCUGGACUGGUGAAGCCAGAAACAGGUGGAGUUCAAACUACUGUGUGA
Messenger RNA from Closterium sp. Naga37s-1, 4446 nucleotides. The record is from the annotation of a GenBank genome assembly. NCBI's taxonomy places the organism in Eukaryota, Viridiplantae, Streptophyta, Zygnematophyceae, Desmidiales, Closteriaceae.